AUGCACGCUCACUCACACUCGCUCUGCCUGUCUGACACAGACUCUACUUAAAGCGCUGGAGAGGACUGAGGCUCACACUAUCAGCACAGCUUCUCAAUGGGGGGAUGCAGCCAAGAGCAGACAGAGCGGUCAUUCCACUGGAGCCUUCCGCCGCAUGCGUGAGGAGGGGACGACAAGUGAGGAGGGUAAAUUAGCCCCCUGUCAUCACAACAUAGGAGUUUUUUUUCUGACAGAGAAGAGACACUGGAGAAGGAGGAGAGUGGAUCUGCACGAAUGUGGCUGACACAGCAGUGACAUGAUCAGCCUCCCAUCACUCAAAUCUUGGCCGGUUUGUGACACACACCCCAGGGUGUUUUGCUUUUGGUGACUGGUUGUGUUGCCAAGGAUUUUAAAAGCAGCUGAGCAGCAGUGAGGUCCAGAGGAGGGGGGAUAUUGGGAAGAAAACAACAACAACAACAACUUAACAAACAGCAAAAGAAAGAGAACAGUAUCUUUUUGUCCAGUCUUUGGCUUUACCUGUGGUGGAAUUUCCAGCCUGAACACAGAAAAUGGAUGGACUCAAUUUAGAGGAGUGAGUCUGCUGGGCAGCCAAACAUUCUGACUGAACUCUUUCCCUUCUGAUCACACUGCUCAGACUCGGCCUUACCAUGUCCUGGUUGUUGGCCGCGUGGAUUAGCCUCGGUUUCCUGCUGUUGUGCCAGGCCACACUCUACCAGACCAUCCAGCAGCACCAUGUGGCCCGACCCGGACGAACUGACAUUCUCACCUUGGAGGGAGGUACGUGUGAGGUGAUCGCAGCUCACCGGUGCUGUAACAAGAACCGCAUUGAGGAGCGCUCACAGACGGUCAAGUGCUCCUGUUUACCCGGGAAAGUGGCAGGGACGACACGCAACAAACCCUCCUGCGUGGAUGCAUCCAUUGUAAUUGGGAAGUGGUGGUGUGAGAUGGAACCUUGUCUGGAGGGAGAGGAGUGCAAGACGCUGCCCGACAACUCCGGAUGGAUGUGCUCCUCUGGGAACAAGAUCAAAACCACGAGGAACACCCAGCCAUACUCUUCUUUUUAGCUUCCGGAAGCAAAAUGCAGAGGAUGCACCAACAGAAAUUGAGCUGCAUUCUUGCUUCUGUAAAGAUUCAUCCCAGGACCUAACAGAGUGCUCCCAUCGCAGGUCUGAGUGCCACGCUCCCCCCUCCUUUAUGCACCUUUCUCUUCUCAUCACACGGACUAAAAUUAUUACUUCAACGUCUACUGACUGGCUUACCUGAGACAACAGAAAGGAUUUCCACCAAGAUAAAACAGCUUUGCUCGCAUGGUGCCAAGGAUUUGAAACGGCACUAAUCCCCUGUUUGAUCAAUGAGCCCCAUGUUGGUGACUCUUCUCUUCUGCGCAGCCGUGGCCUGUUUCUGCCCCAGUCUCCUCUUCCCUUACUCUGUCUUGUCAUCGAAAGACUAAAAUGGCUUAACAGGGGUAAUUUGGAGCUUUUAAACGUUUGAAGGAGAUUUCCCUGUCUGAAGGUUAACCAAUCGAGGAGCUUAUUCAGAAUUGGACAUGGGAUCGACAGAACUGAGGACCCUCAGAUCCUGCUUCUUCUGAGUGGAAUGGGACUCUCCUCUGGAGAUGGAUUUCAUUGCUGUGAUCACUAGGAGAAUAUUUAGCUGAAGUAACACUGGACUGUCAAUAACGGAACACUUGCAGCUUCUAAUGAGAUACUGAAAAGGCUUUCAGGUUUUAGUCUGAAUUUUAUUGGUGGGCAUGCCCAAUGUAAAUUCGAGCACCGCUUUUCUUUUUAUGUAAGAUAAUUUAUGUAUAUAUACACAUAUAUAAAAAUGUUAAAUACACUGUAAGAAGAUGAAUUCAAGAGCCUAAAAAUAUAUUUAUCAUUCCAUUAGGCAUUCAAGUCCUGUGGUGGAAUAUCGAUUGAUUAGCCCCCUGGAAUUAAUUCAGAGGCUGGUGAGUGGAAAACUGUAUUGAAGAGUUUGCUUGCAUCGAAAAAGAAAAAAAAAUCACAAUUGAAUUUUAGGCCAAGUCCUUGUUAAUGCUGCCAUUCAGUGCCGCUGCUGAGAGAACCAAAUGUUUGCAGUUUCUGUAAAGAUGAGGAAAAUGAUGCACAGAACUGCUACACAUUUGUUAAUUGACCUGGAGUCAAUCUUUGACCUUUUCCACCCAGGUACACAACAGUUUUCUCAGGCAGAGAUCAGGGGCAUGUGUCAGUCAAGCUGAUCUUUAUUUCAUUCAAUGGACAAAGCUUGAUUUGAAAUGACAGUGAGGAAAGUAUUAGUCUCAAUUAAAAAAUAAAACAUUGUCCACCAGUAAGAUCAAGAGCAUUACAGGACAAGCCUUAUGAGAAAUAAAAUUGUUUUUCUAUACUGA
Oryzias latipes (Japanese medaka) is the source of this 2368-nucleotide messenger RNA. NCBI's taxonomy places the organism in Eukaryota, Metazoa, Chordata, Actinopteri, Beloniformes, Adrianichthyidae. The record is from RefSeq and is a predicted model, not a curated record.